Molecule: messenger RNA, 1388 nt
Organism: Aethina tumida (small hive beetle)
Lineage: Eukaryota; Metazoa; Arthropoda; Insecta; Coleoptera; Nitidulidae
Product: transmembrane protein 39A-A
Exons: 6
Coding region: 1-1341 (446 amino acids)
Cellular component (GO): membrane
Source: RefSeq, a predicted model, not a curated record
AUGAUUUACAAAAGGAACAACAUGCCAAGCGGUGGAAGGAGGCUGCCAAGAACAAUGAGGAACUCAUUGCCCACAAUGUUGUCGAAUUACACGAACGAAGUGCAGGGCAACAGGUACUCGUCGGUGCCCAGCGGCCUCCCCACGUUGCCGCCCAUGGAGCAACCGCCAGCUCCUAAGCACAUACCCUUUCCCACCACCCCAGUCGACAGUGAUCUCUUUUUCGAAGCAAUGAUGUGCUUCUACACCAUUGUGUGCACGAUGCUGCAGUACUUGCAUUUGUACCGAUCGGUAUGGUGGCUGCCUCAUUCCUACACCAAUCAUGCUGUCAACUUUUAUUUGAUUGACGUCCACCUGGUGAUAUUUAUAAUUUUAAUACUGUCCAGAAGGUUAUUGUAUGUUCUGGGGUGCCAACUAAUAAUUAAUAACCUACCACUUAAGUCUCAAGAUGUUGCCUACUUUUGGUUUAGAUUAACCCUCUUUUUUAAAAUUUGUAUGCUGCUGUUCAUAUGUGCUUAUUUUGUUAUGAAGAAUCACCCCUUUGUUAAUAUACUUUACUUGUGCUAUCCAGUGUUGGUGUACUUCAUUUUGUUUGGCCAUCACAUCACCCCCAUUUUUGAACUAACCAAUUGGAGCUCAAGCUGUUUUCCACCCCUACAUGCUUGUAGCAGUAAUGCAGUACAUGUCAGGAAGGAAGUUGAGAACCUUAAGCUAAACUUCAACAACAGAAUGAAACAAAUCUUGUUCAGCUCCAUAAUUAACGCCUAUUAUGCUGGUUUCAUCCCCUGUUGCUUCGCUCAGACUGCCCUGCAUUAUGACAAACUGUGGGCCACGCAACACGUCAUAUUUAUAUUUGCCAGUUGUUUCGUUGCCUUCACCAUCCAGAUACUGUCGCUGAGGUACUGCGACAUCCUGCACCGUUCCGCCCUACACCUGGGCAACUGGGACAAGUUGGAGACUCGCCACAUGUUGUUGGUGAACAACAACUGGAAGGAGGAGACGUUGUGGCCCUGUGGCACCCUGGUGCGGCACAUGAGGGACAUUUACAGGGCGACGGGGGAGUGUAACGCCAGUGAACCUGGAAACUCCAGCUUCACAAGGUUUUAUACCAUAUUCAUUAACCCAUCUUACUCCUUAAGCAUACUGCUGGCGUUCCAGACGGUUAUUGUUAUUUUGCAGCUGUUGCUGCUGAUUCGUUGUUCACUUUGGUAUAAUAUAGUUUCGUUGUCUUUUAUGUUGUUUUUUAAUUACUACGUUUUGUAUAAACUUGCCCGAGACUACUUGAUUAGUUUUAGGAUUUACAAAGAGGAAAAGAUCAUGCAUGCCAAAUCGGUGAUUCGUUAAACAAGUAUGGAUGUGUAAAUGUGUAAUAAAUAAACGUCUUUAUUGUA